Cyprinus carpio (common carp) is the source of this 1111-nucleotide messenger RNA. RefSeq names its product iodothyronine deiodinase 2 (gene dio2). The record is from RefSeq and is a predicted model, not a curated record. Gene Ontology annotation, molecular function: thyroxine 5'-deiodinase activity. NCBI's taxonomy places the organism in Eukaryota, Metazoa, Chordata, Actinopteri, Cypriniformes, Cyprinidae.
GAAUGAUUUACGGUAUAAAAAGACGCAGAGCGACUCAGGAACCUGCCCACCGGGUAGCCUUUAGUUAAUUGUAAAGCGGAAAGGAGGGGGACGUUUGGCACCAGCGCUCCUCUGUGCGUAAAGACGCCUGAUGUUUGGACAGACGCAGACUCGGGCUCACCGCGCGCAAACGCCCACAUCCUUAGGUCGGCUCUGCUUUCUUUAGGUAAAUGAAAGUUUCCUAGAAGGGGGACGGCAGAGGAGAUGAUAUCUGACCAGGAUGAGUCGGAAAGGUGAACUUAAAUAAGCAAAAGUGCGCGUCAACCACCUGUUAUAAAUCAGCGCGAAAUGGGCAUGCUUAGUGUGGACCUCCUGGUAACUUUGCAGAUCUUGCCUGGUUUCUUCUCCAACUGCCUGUUUUUCGUGCUGUAUGAUUCGAUAGUGCUAGUAAAGCGUGUGGUGUCACUCCUGAGCUGCUCGGGCUCCACGAGUGAGUGGCAGCGCAUGUUAACCACAGCCGGCGUGCGCUCCAUAUGGAACAGCUUUCUGCUGGAUGCCUACAAACAGGUGAAGCUGGGCGAAGCUGCUCCAAACUCCAAGGUGGUGAAGGUUCCCGGCAUCAACAGAUGCUGGAGCAUCAGCGGUAAGACCCACAACGAGUGCCAUCUGCUGGACUUCGAGUCUCCUGACCGCCCGUUAGUGGUCAACUUUGGCUCGGCCACUUGACCCCCCUUUAUAAGCCAGCUGCCGGUUUUCCGGCGGAUGGUGGAGGAAUUCUCGGACGUGGCAGACUUCCUGCUUGUCUACAUCGAUGAGGCUCACCCCUCAGACGGCUGGGUGGCUCCUCCCAUGGAGAACUUUUCGUUUGAAGUGAGGAAACACCGUAAUCUGGAGGAGAGGAUGUUUGCCGCCCGGACACUUCUGGAGCAUUUUUCUUUGCCUCCUCAGUGUCAAUUGGUAGCAGAUUGCAUGGACAACAACACCAACGUAGCCUACGGUGUGGCCUAUGAGCGGGUUUGCAUCGUGCAGAAGAAUAAAAUCGCUUACCUUGGGGGUAAGGGUCCAUUUUUCUACAACCUUAAAGAUGUUCGGCACUGGCUCGAGAAGAGCUACGGGAAGCGGUAAUUUCUUU